Paramecium sonneborni is the source of this 885-nucleotide messenger RNA. NCBI's taxonomy places the organism in Eukaryota, Ciliophora, Oligohymenophorea, Peniculida, Parameciidae. The record is from the annotation of a GenBank genome assembly.
UUUAAUGUUCCUCAAAGCUGAAACAAUUAAUCAAUUGAAAAAAUUGGAGGGUCAUACUAGUAUUGUCUAUUCUGUAUGCUUCUCUCCUGAUGGUACUACUCUAGCAUCUUGUAGCUACGAUUUGUCUAUUCGUCUAUGGGAUGUUAAGACAGGGUAAUAAAUAUAACAGUUAGAUGGACAUACUUGUUAAGUCUACUAGGUAUAUUUCUUCUGAUGGAACUACAUUAGCCUCUGGUAGUGGAGAUAGGUCUAUCCGUUUAUGGGAUGUUAAGACAGGAUAAUAAAAAGCAAAAUUUGAUGGUCAUAGUAGUUUUAUUCUAUCAAUAUGCUUCUCUCCUGAUGGUGCAUCACUGGCUUCUUGUGGUGUAGAUAGAUCUGUCCGCAUAUGGGAUAUUAAUACAGGAGAAGAACAAUUAAAAUUAGAAGGUUAUCCUUCAGUAUGUUUCUCUCCUGAUGGUACUAAAUUAGCAUAUGGUGGAAGUGAGGAUAAGUUUGUCCGCUUAUGAGAUAUUAAGAAUAGAAAAUUAAAAGCUAAAUUGGAUUUUCAUACUAAUGGGAUCCAAUCAGUUUGUUUCUCUCCUGAUGGUGCAUUUAUAACAGCUGGAAGCGUAGAGAAGUCUAUUUGUUUAUUGGAUGUUUCGUCAGGAUAAGAAAAAGCCAAUAUGCUUUUCUCCUGAUGGCACUACAUUAACAUCUGGUAGUAAUGAUAAGACUAUCCGCUUAUGCUUAUGGGAUGUUAAGACAGGAAAAUCAAAAUCAAAAUUUGACGUCCAUACUAAUGAUGUCAACUAAGUAUGCUUCUCUCCUGAUGGUACCAUAUUAGCAUCUUGUAGUGUAGAUAAGUUUAUAUAUUUAUUGGAUAUCUAAGCCUAAUCUGAAGAAUGA